Varroa destructor (honeybee mite) is the source of this 6512-nucleotide messenger RNA. Its product is annotated as nipped-B-like protein A. Gene Ontology annotation, molecular function: cohesin loader activity; chromatin binding. Gene Ontology annotation, biological process: establishment of mitotic sister chromatid cohesion; regulation of gene expression; establishment of protein localization to chromatin. Gene Ontology annotation, cellular component: Scc2-Scc4 cohesin loading complex. NCBI's taxonomy places the organism in Eukaryota, Metazoa, Arthropoda, Arachnida, Mesostigmata, Varroidae. The record is from RefSeq and is a predicted model, not a curated record.
AUGGCAUUGCCUUUAUUCGAGAACUUCGUACAGGAUCUUUUGUCAACUGUGAACAAACCAGAGUGGCCUGCCUCGGAACUAAUGCUCUCACUUCUAGGCCAACUGCUUGUUAACAACUUUAGCAAUAAAAACCUGGAUAUGUCUAUGCGAACGUCUUCACUAGAGUACCUUGGUGUCGUUGCAGCCCGACUUCGCAAAGAUGCCGUGCAAACCAAAAUUCGACAAGAAGUAAUAGAUGAUAUUCUCAGACAGAUUUGUGACGACAAUAACGAUGAUGAUGAUAUGAUUGUUCAAAGCAAAUCUAAAAAGAAGAAAAAGAACAACGCAGCUAAACUUAAGGAGGAACGCGAUGAGGUGACGAUCCUUCAACAAGCUCUGCUUCACUACCUCGAUGGAAACAUUGAGUCAGAUCAUUCGCUCGAGUUCUCGAAGCGCUUCUAUCUCGCACAGUGGUACAAAGACGCUGUGGCGAAUGCCAAAGUAGACGCUGCACAAAAGUCUGAAGCCAAGGCAGGAAGCGGAGAUGAAGACACAAGGAUCAAGAAGGAAGAAAAGAGAGCCAAAUCUGCGUCUGAGAAAGAAUCUCCAAAGAAAAAGGAGAUCAAGAGUGAACCAGAGGACGAAGAUGAAGCUCAGAAGGACGACAAGGAUCAGAUGAAGGUGCAGAAGUUAGCCGAAAAACGCAAGAAAUUCGUGUGCGAAACCAUCCAGCAAGACUACGCUGAUUUUGGCACGAUAGAGAUUAUGCGAACAACGCUUGACUAUGAUACAGCUGAGCUAAUCUCACGUUUCCUUGCUUCACGAAGACCCUUUUCACGAAGCUUCGACAUAUACCUUUCACAGAUCCUCAAGGUUUUAGGAGAGAAUACGACUGCCGUGCGUACAAAGGCAAUGAAAUGUCUUACCCAAGUGGUCGAGGCUGAUCCUGACAUAUUAAGACGACCCAACGUCAAGUUUGCGGUUCAUUCGCGUUUACUUGACUCAGCGACGUCAGUACGUGAAGCCGCAGUUGAUCUCCUCGGUAAAUUUCUUCUACAAUCACCGGAGCUCAUUGAUGUUUAUUAUGACAUGCUGACUCAACGGAUACUCGACACAGGUGUAUCUGUACGUAAGAGAGUUAUUAAGAUCCUCAAGGAUAUCUGCGUGGAGCAACCCGACUUCGAGAAGGUGCCGGAGAUCUGUGUCCGUAUAAUUCGUCGAGUCAAUGAUGAGGAAGCCGUUAAAAAGCUCGUUGGUGAGGUUUUUCAAUCGAUGUGGUUUGUGCCUUGUAAAGAGCGCGAAACAGAACGAAUCGAACAAAAAGUCAAAAAUAUAUGUCAUGUUGUGGCAGCCUGUCGUGACACAGGACUCGAGUGGUUUGAGCAGUUGCUCUCAAAUCUCCUGCGAUCUAAAGAGCAUGAGCCAGCAUUGCCUCAAACAAAAAUGGCCUGUCGCCAAAUAGUCGACUGCCUUGUUGACAAUGUACUGGAGCUAGAAGGCGAUCAACAGCAAAAUGCACGGCCGCAUCUUAUUGCUUGUUUGACAACACUCAACAUGUUCACCAAGAUCGAACCUGCUAUGACCACGAAGCAUUAUCAGGUGUUUCAACCGUACCUGUCGGUAACUUGUACGACGGUGGCAGAGCAAAUGAUCAUCAAGUGUGUCGUGAGCUGUCUAGAGCUGGUGGUGCCUCUCGUAGACCAUCCCUCCGAAGAUUUCCUUGUACAAGUCGAAGAAGGAUUAACUAAGCUCAUCUUACGUGGACAUUCGGCCGUAUUGCCGUCUGCAACCAGCUGUCUUGGAAAGAUAGUCAAUCUCGUUACCAAAAAUCACAAACUGGUUCGCGAUUGCUUUAAGAAAAUUGUCAAAACACUAGAAAUAUGCAAGAAUGAGCCUGAUAAAGCACAUAAACCCAUUUUGAUGCGCAACCUAUUUACGGCCGGACUAAUCUGCAAGCACUUCGACUUCGAACAUCUUCAAGAUCCCGCUACACCUGAAGUGAGCGAGAAAGCUGCUGUGUUUGACUGCUUUAUCCACUUCAACAGUCAUGCUGAUGAGGCUAUUCGGUUAAAAGCACUGCAAGGCCUUGGCUCUAUGUUAAAUCGUCAUUACGAUCUCAUGUUGGGUGAUGACGUGAAAAAUCUAUACAACUAUAUCCUCACAAAUCCUGAGGUAACGGCCACGUUUAAGGUAUCUGUGUUGACUAACAUUAAAACGUACCUGCAUGAAGAGGAGCAAAAAAUGAUAGAAAGAGACCGCGAAUGGGCUAAACAAACGAAAAAGGAAAAUUUAAAAGAGAUGGGUGAUGUGGCAUCGGGCAUGGCUUCCACCGUCAUUCAGCUUUACCUCAAGCCAAUCCUUGCAUCGGUCAUCUCAAAUCAUCUACAGGUUCGUAAGCAAGCGCUUUAUGUCAUACAACUAGUACUUGGCCAAGGCUUGGUACACCCCGUUCAAAUGGUGCCGUACUUAUCGUGUCUCGGCAGCGAUGAUGACCCUCAUACGCGAACUACAGCAGAACGACUCUUGCAGGAGCUUGAGAAAAAGUAUCCCGGCUUCGUUCAGAUGAAAGCGGGUGCAGGAGUUCGACUAAGUUACAAACUCCAGACAGUUCUGAAAGAAGAUCGUCUGCAAAAAGAGGAACGCCUUAUUCGAGGCGUGCGCAUUCAGGCGGACGGACAACCAAUUGCCCGCAAUGGUUUCUUGUACACAGUGUUACGAUCGACAAGACAAACGAGAAGAGCUUUCUUGCUCUCACUGCUUAAGCAGUUUGAUGAUUCCAAUCGGACGCCUCUCAUGGAGUUACUGUACAUCGCGGACAACGUUGUCUAUUUUCCAUACCUCGUGCAGGAUGAACCUUUGUUUGUAAUGCAUCAUAUUGAUAUUCAUCUCUCCGUUAGUGGCACUGGUCUUCUGCAUAAUUUCCGUGAACAGCUUUCACGUCGAGGAGGUCAAGAACAACAACGCAAUGACCAACGACGACUGGGCAAUGAGAGCGACUCGGAUGAUGACGAUGAUUUGGAAUCGCUUAUUGAAAGACUUCCACAGGACACACGAGUAGCUCAGGAGUGUAUGAUCAGCUCACACGCUUGUGUCUUGUUGUUGCUAUGCAAACAGGCUCUCAAAGAAAUAUAUGGAUUGACCGAUGCCAGGAUCGCGCAAUAUUCUCCUAAUGAACAAGCAAAAGUGUAUGAGAAACAAGUGAGUCGGAAAGUAGGCGUUCAUUUUUCUCCCUCACUUACCCUUGAGAAACUUAAAGAGCCCGGUGGAUCGUUGGACGUUAAGCAGCAUUUAGACGAGGACGGAAAACGCGCUCUUGUUGAACAGUACAUUCAUUUUCGCCAACUAAUGCUCAGCAUCGAUCCUAAUGAUGAUGAUCAGGAUGAACAGCCUCAGGGGCCACUUGUGACUCGCGUUGAGGAGUCAAGCAAUGGUAUCGUUCUUAAGAUCUCAAAGGCGCCGCCACCGCCUGAAAAGCCGGCUCCACCGUCAGCUACGACGGUUAUACUGCCGCCCGGCCAUGAGGUUACGCCGUCCCCUGAAAAGAAACGUCGCGGACCAAUUCCCAAAUUGAAACUCAGCGCUGCUAAGGAGCCAAAAACUCCUGGUCGUCGGGGCCGAAAGCCUGGCAGUGGGCGUGGACCAGGAAGGCCGCGGAAGAAGCGAGUCGAGUCGUCGGAGGAAGAAAGCGAGAACAAUAUGGACGAUUCUGACUACGAAUAGAAGCUUAUAGAGUAGCAGUCAAGCACAGCGCGACUUCUCUGCUAUUUGUGUUUGUUUUUGUGCUGCAGAAGAUGCGCAUAGGGUUAUCAAGGUCGUCGAGAGGUCGAAAAGUGUAUACAAGAUAGCUCUUAUAAUUAUAUUGGUAUGAUGAUGAUGAUAAUGUUAAGGCCAGCCAAGACGGAAAAGGUAGGUGACGGGAAUAGGCGUGGCAGGUAUGUGUGUAAUGUGUACCACAAAAUAACAAAUAUCCGAUAUAUGAUGGUCACAAGUUGCAAUGUGGAAGUUUAUGCCAGGGCGACCUUUCUUAUCGAGAAUAAUUCUCACUGACACGGUGAAGAUGGCCUAAAAAUGGUCGCAGAGAAGGAUGCUGAAUCAUAAAAUGACUGCGUGUAUGUAAUAGGUAGCCCUAGUUGGUACUUGUGAACCUCCUAAUUGACGAUGCGAUGCAUAUAAAGGUACACAAAACGGUGACCAGGUCUGAGGCGUAGUAAAUCCUCAUUGGCUGCGGUUUCUGCAUUCGUAAGACGCAGGUAAAAUGUACUAAAUAACGACGAUGGUGUUUAAGCUAUGAGACCAUGACGUUCAGUGGUCUUCAAUGAUUUAGUAUAAUUGAGUGAUUCAGGAUGCGAAAAGUGUAGUAGAGUAAGAAGUUCUGGGAUUAUUAGACGUUGCCUUACACAACUAUAACCAGAAUAUAUAAUUUCGAUUCUUAAGUGACCGUUUGGGAAGGGGAAACGGAUAUCUACACGAGAGUGCUGAAGCAUACAAUGAAUUGAGAAAAUACGUUAGGCAGGUAAGCGACCGAACAAGAAAGAAAUAUGGUUGGUGGAUGCAUAGCGCUGUUGCAUCAGCGAAUGACUGUAAAAGUGACUAUGGAUUAAUUACUUAGUGAAUGAAUUAUAUAGAUUUAUUAUUAUUAUUUACAAUGGAGUGGAGCUAGUAAAAGCGAGUAUGAACGAAUGUGUAAAUAGAUUGUACGAUAGGAUGUACACAGCAAAAAAUGGGAAGGCUAAUGAUAAUUAUAGGCUCUUCCGCGUUGGGGUCAAUUGAUAAGCGCUAAUAAAGGAAUUAAUGCUGUACACACAUAUAGAUUCAAUCACACAAACUACAGACAUUAACACCUAAAAUUGACAAAACAGCUUAAUAGGGAAAGAGGGGACAAAGCGGUCCGAUCGAUUAUGUUACCCUAAUGACGACGUUAACAUUAGAAUGAAAACAACAGGGGAGAGGGAAAAAGAAGAAGACGUCAGAGCGCCGCUGACGAUGACAACGCUUGCCACCCGCCCUGUACAUAGUGUAUAUAUUAUAUUAUCAAACCUAAAUGGGAAAUUCAAUUUAAGGCGAAGAAAGUAAGGCAGAGUGGCAGCAAAUAGAAGAAGACUCUUGUUGGACGUACUCUUGUUCAGCUGUUCGAACAACAAGUGAACCGAAGUGGAUUAAAGUGACUAUGGACAAAACAAUUGCGGAUUAAAAAAUGAGUAAACAAAUGACGGCAGUGGAGAGUGGCACAUUUGGCUCACGUUUGCGGUGAAGGAUCCUUGUCUAAAAAUUGGUUGGUUAUUACUCCUUUGGUUAGAUAUCAGCAACGAAGAUGGUAUAAGUUGAAUCAGCUUUUCACAAAUAAACGUAGACGGCAGAAACAACAUCAAAUCAUACGCAACUGCCAAUAGUAAGAAAAGGAUCAGGCAAAUCAAGAAACCGUUAGAUAACGAGUAGCUAGGGCGUAAUCAUGGUUAAAAAUUCUCUUUGGGUUAUUAAAAUGCAUGGUUUGAAAAUAUUAUAUUACUGCAAAGCUCAUAAGUUUUAAAAGUAUAAAAGAUGGAACUCUAGAAAAUCAUUAGUUCAUAAAAUUUUACUAAAGAAAAGUACGACGUGACAAGCUUAACAGCGCUCAUUCAGUUUUAUAUUGAAUAGAUGCACCCUGUUUGAAAAAAGUCUAGUCCAUCCUAUCCAAACAUUUUAAGUCAAUUAAAAUGAUUACAACCCAAAAAGUAUUUUUUACAGGCAGGUUUUACAUUUGAACAUGACACAUCGUAACAGAAAAGGGCCUAACUAGUUAUGGCUCGAUUAGUUUAGUUCGCCGUAUUGAAGAUCAUUGUGUGAAACACGAGUAAAUGAGUUUAAAUUGAUUCCACCUUUACGAUAAGUUAAAAAGCUGAAGUCAGCAACAGUCGGUACUGGCAUAUAAAUCUCGAUUUGUGUGACCUAUUUAUAAUUUUUCUAUAGGCUAAAAAAAACAGUCCGCUGCUGCUUAUAUUUUUUUGUGUUCUACAAAGCGAGAACUUGAACCCAUAACCACUUGCAGCGAAAACAAUUCGUUAAAUAAAUAGCGCCGUCAGGCAUUGUGUACCGUAAGUCGCUCCAAGUAAUGUAUUGAAAGCUUUACUGUUAUUAAAGAGCCAGAAAGAUGAUUCGGAAAUAUAUAUACAUAAUUACGUUGCAGACUCUGUGGUUAUGUUGGGCGCAGAGUGCUAUCGUUUAUGCCGACUGCUGCCAUUCUAACCAAGUUCGCAGAGGUUAGAGUUACAACAGCAUUGCAGGAGUAAGAAGGAAGAAUAUUGACGGAAACAGAUGGAGUAAGGACUGAUAAAAGAAAAAAAGUUUAAUGUUCUAUUCUGCUUGCGUGUCUAGUAUUUGAAAUUAUCAAACCAAAUCUGCCGCUAUCUUCACGGCCGCCACCUACUAAUAUGAUUAUGUGUAUCAUAGUUAGUGUAAAAGAGUUUCGCUAAGUUAUUUCUAGAGAUAAAUACAAAAAUACUGAUAUAAUAAUAACAACAAUAAAUAGAACGAAAAUAAAAAGAGAAAAUGUAUUA